AUGUCAUCUGAUUCUUCGAGCUCUUCAUCCGACGGUGUUCUUGGCGAUAUGAUUAUUGUAAUUACGCAGGAGACGAUUAAUUAUUUGCGAGAAGAAGCCCAAUCAUCUACAUCGCGUACCAGACAACCGGCUCUUGAACAAGAUCGGUUAGGUGCUCAUGAACGUCUAAUGUUUCGUAUGAGUCGUCGUCUUUUCCUUAAAAUUUCUAAUGAUCUUGCGGGCGAAUUCCAUUUUUUCACACAAAGAGAAAGUGCUAGUCACAAAGUUGGUUUCUCUAGAAUACAAAAGUGUACAAUAGCAAUUAGGCAACUAGCGUACGGCACAGCGAGUGAUGCGUGGGAUGAAUAUUUAAGGAUGUCGUCAAGAAUGUGUCGUGAUUCUCUUGAAAAUUUCUGUGAAGGUGUUAUCUUUCUGUACGGGAGACGAUAUUUGAGGAUGCCAACCGCUGCCGACGUUCCACUUUUAUACGAGGCCCAUCAGCGAAUACACGGGUUUCCUGGGACGUUGGGUAGUCUUGAUUGCACGUACUGGGAUUGGCGGCAUGUCCAACCGCUUGGAAAGGGCAACACCAUCGUGGUGACCACGAUGGUCCUACCCUAA
Messenger RNA from Helianthus annuus (common sunflower), 600 nucleotides. RefSeq lists its product as uncharacterized. Bases 1 to 600 code for a protein of 199 amino acids. The record is from RefSeq and is a predicted model, not a curated record. The transcript is spliced from 3 exons. Lineage: Eukaryota; Viridiplantae; Streptophyta; Magnoliopsida; Asterales; Asteraceae.